Messenger RNA from Cuscuta campestris, 894 nucleotides. The record is from the annotation of a GenBank genome assembly. Lineage: Eukaryota; Viridiplantae; Streptophyta; Magnoliopsida; Solanales; Convolvulaceae.
GUAAUAUUACAUUUAUAUUUUCAGAGAUUCUCUUGGGCUUCUUAGUCUCAAAAAUCGAGAUUCUUGAUUUAAAGAGAUCUAGAAGAUUUGUUCUUGUUUUUAGUUUCCAGUUUUUGGUAUCUAUCACCUAUUCACUAAUUGCAUGCCAAAUUUGUUGAUGUUUUCUUGUCUUCCCAUUCUCUUGUUUUCCCAUUAGCAUUUCCAAUUAAGACAUUCUCUCUUGCAACAUGCAUAUAAUCCUAUGGAUUCACAUUCUUCUUCCAUCUUCUAUAGUGCAGCCAUGGUUACAGCAUACUUAAUGAGGUCUGAGCAGCUAUCAUAUAAAGAUGCAAUUGAAUUGUUAUCUCAAAGCUGCGAUUCUGUUUGCCCCAAUGAUGGUUUUGUAGAUCAGUUGAAAAUGUUUGAAGAAAUGGGCUUCAAGGUUAAUCAUGCCAGUUCCAUUUACAAACGGUUUCACUUAAAAAAAUUAGGUGAGAGCUAUAAUUGUGGGGAAACAAUAGAUGCAUCCAAGUUUGCAGAAGAUCCUGCUUUGCCACCAAGAACACAAAAGAUCACCCCGUUUGUUGAUGAUGAGCAGAAGUCCUCGAGUAUGAAAGCUGCCAUUCCUACUCAAGCAUACCGCUGCAAGAAAUGUAGGAGGAUAGUUGCACUGCAAGACAAUGUUGUUGAUCAUGUUCCUGGAGAGGGUGAAUCGGCUUUUGCAUGGUCUAAAAGGAGAAAUGGCCUUCCUUUUGACAAAGGAGACGACAAUGAGUGUUCAUCCCUCUUUAUUGAGCCUCUUCAGUGGAUGACAACAGGAGAUAAAUGACAGAAUGACGCUAUCAUCACAUAAAAGUUCGUUUUGAAUACAGCCAGCUUGGUAAAGAGUAUUUUCGCUAAUAUGCUUGCUUUGGU